Messenger RNA from Lachancea meyersii CBS 8951, 687 nucleotides. NCBI's taxonomy places the organism in Eukaryota, Fungi, Ascomycota, Saccharomycetes, Saccharomycetales, Saccharomycetaceae. The record is from the annotation of a GenBank genome assembly.
AUGCCGGAAGAAUCAAGCUCGCCCUUCGCUUUUUAUGCAUUCUAUCAGCUCUACGCUUACUAUCACCCCGGCUGGGAACCCAAGCUGUCUUUUGAUGCAGUAAAGCAGCUAUAUCCCAACUAUGUGACUGGAAGCAAGAGAACAAAUGAAAAGACAUCACUUUUCAUUACCUGGAAAAAGAAAACGAGCAAGAGCGAUGACUACGAUCUCCGAGGAUGUAUCGGAACGUUCGCCAAACUCCCCUUAUUGAAGGGAAUCGAGAAAUACUCAUUGAUUGCUGCUCUGCAAGAUCAUAGAUUCGCACCAAUCGGCGAAAAAGAACUGCCUAAGCUCAAGUGUAGUUGCAACAUCUUACACAGCUUUCAAACAAUAUAUGGUAAUAAAAAGGGCGACAUUUUCGACUGGGAUUUAGGGGUUCAUGGCAUUGAACUCACCUUUAAAGACCCUAGCACCAAUCGAAUCAUGAGCGCAACGUUUUUGCCAGAAGUGAUGCUCGAACAAGGAUGGAACAAGGAGGCCACUUUCACAAACCUCAUAGAAAAAGCGGGAUGCUUGAAGGAUGUAGAUUUUCUCAUGGGCCAUUACGAAGAGUAUUUUAUCGAGGUUGUUCGUUACAAGGGCGACAAAAGUCAAAUACGGUUUGAUGAAUUCCAACGCCUGCUUAAAGCUCACAAAAAUGUAGAGUGA